AUGGCAAAUCUACUAACUUUACUGACAUUUUUGGCGACUUUCUUUGGAUUAAAUGGAGCUUCGUUGAAUCUGCGGCCUAGGCAGUUCGUCAAUGCCGGUACGUUAUUUUUUCUUCUUGAUUUUUUUUUUCGGUUUUUCGAUGCUCUUUGUACUGUUGCUAUAGUUUCUCUGUUGAUUCCAUCAGUAUUUAAAAACGAAAUUAUGUUUUAGUAGAUUUUUAUGUUAUAUUUUCGUACUUUGUACAACUGCAAGGGUAUUUUUCCAAAGUCUAUCAUUAUUUUAAGACAAAAAUAAGCUUCGAGAAGAUUUAUCGAGUUUUUCCUAGCGCCAUGUGUUCCUCAGGCGUUAUUUUCGCGGUUUUCUUGGGUCAAAGUUGGGUUUUCUUAAGUUUAUGAUAUUUUUCAAGUAGUUUCUUGGUUAUUUUGUUUUUGACAAACUCAUUGGGUUAUAUUGAUAAACUUUUUGAGGAGUUUUUCAAAAAAAUGUAACUGGACAGAAGUUUGAUUUUUAAGGCUGCUUCGAUCGUUUUUUGGUUUUUUGGAUCAUUCUUUAUAAUUCCUCCUUUUUCAAAGAUCUUGGUAGAGAAGCUAAGAGGUCACUCUAAAGUUUAUGAAAGGCGUGGGCUGUUUCGAUACUUUUUCAAAAAUCUUUUUCGGAUAACUGCAAAGACACUUACAACCGUGUCUCUAGAACGGUUUUUAUCUCAACCGGCCAUCGUGUUGUUCCAAUCGCGAUCCCAAAUCUCUCUCGUCUUUUGCACGGAGCGCUCCUCGCUCCAUUUUGUGCCGACCUCACUUUUUGAGGUUAAGAAAAAUAAGGUACAGAAGUUACGAUAACCAUGUUGUUCGGCCUCGUUUGGUAUCUAAUCUUCUUUCCUCGCGGUUUUUGAUUGGAACCUGAGAACGGUUCUUGUGACUUUUGAUGAGUUUGAAAAAGGGGCUUUUUGAGACUUUUGAUGCGUUCAAAGCUGGAUUUGAAGCUGUUUCUUCGUUUUGGUUUUAGCUUGAGUUUAUCGGUCAAGAAUCCAGUUUAGUGGUUUAAAGGAGCAUGGGUAUUUUUAUAAAGGUCUUGAGAAGAAAAAUUAGUACCAUUCCGAGUCGUGCUAACUUUUGCGUCUUCCAAAGUCUUCCUAGAACAGACUGUACCUUCAAAGUUCGCUCCAACAGUUCUGCACCUUUAACUUGACAAACCUUUUUUUUCGAGGUUGCGUCAAAACCAGCCGAUUCUCUUUCUCUCGUUUUCCGUAUCAAAAACGCAUCGGCACCAUCAUUUCCGCUCGAUUUGCCCACCCAGCGAACGGGUAAAAGGUGCGGCGUCUUGGAAAAGAUUAUGGAAUCGGAAAGGAACGAAAAAAACAAUAAUCGGUACGUCUUCUUUGAUGCCCUGGCAGGCGUGAUUUUCACGCCUCCUUGACGGUUCAGACGAAAGGACAAAGUGUGAUAUUGUUAAUUUACAGUUUGCCGGGGUCUUUCGAGGCUAAUUAUCUUUCCUUGCAUCCUACAAAGCAAAGGAAAAGUUUUGGGUUGAGGGCAUCUGGCAGAAAGGGACUUAAAGACGUCCUGAUUCAAGAUCAGCUUAAAAAUCUGCUCCCCUUGUAUUCCAGUAGUAUUAUCAAGCCUGAACAGGUCAAAGUUUUCCUUUUCUCUGUAAUCGAAUUUGAAAUUUCACAACUCUACUGAAAGAUAAAAAUAGUCUUUUUUAUUGGUUUUUCUUUUCUCUUUCGGAUUCAAGAUAUCUCUAAAUACCUUCCAGUUUCAACAAAUUUUUGAGAUUUUCCUCAUAUUUUUCAUGAAAAUCGCAACUCAAAAGGGUUAAUAUGUUCUUUUCGGGCAAAGAUUUCAAAUUAGCACGUUGACUUUUAAGAUACAACCUUGAAUUUCAAAAAAGAAAACAUUUUUAUCAUACACCAUCAAGUUUUCCAACUUUCCAAGCUGAGAACACGAAGCAAAGGGUGAAUAAUCACUGAUGCGUUGACCUGAAAAGAACCAAGGAAAGGAACUCGGAAGGGUCAGCGCACAUUGUGACGGACAGAGCUGGUUAGGAAUGGUGUAACAAUGGACGGGGGAGAGCUGAGGUUAAACGGACACGCUAAGUGUGACCUGCGCCUUUUUUCUUGCUCUUUUUUCUGGGGACAUGCAACUUUGGCUUCGUGGAGAAACCGCCUAAAGUUGAGAAUUCGAAAAAGAAAUAGGUGUGCGACCCAAAAAGACUUUGAAGCUUCUUAAGGGGGUAUUUCCAUUUUUCGGAGAAUCUAUCAGACUGAAUAAAUUUUUGAAAAAGUUUCUUCAAAUCUAAAGCCACUUAGAAAGUGCAAUAAAACCUUCAAUAAUCUCAUACAGAAAUUUUAAGUUGAAUCGAUCCUACUUAACGGCUUAUUGUGCACCUAAUUUAUUAGAAAGUUCGAGUAUACCUCCGGCAAGCACUCGAGUUACACUAUCCCCCAUUGAUUGAACCUUUAAGAGUCGCAAAAACGAACUUAAAAGUCAACUGCGAACAAGUUUUCCUUACUAAAUCAGCUGUCUAGAAUAAUGGGCCAUCUUUCUCGCCUUAUCACCUCCUUCAAGGAAGUUUCCUUUCUCUCCUUUUUAGCUAGGUUGGAAAAAAAAAGUUUGACUUUUGUUUCGAUCAAACGGAAGUGAUUUCAUCAUUUAUUGUUGGAAAAUACUGAAAACGUUCACAUAUCACAUAUUUGUCAUAUUCAUCCUGCUUGUACAGGUUUUGAACACGUCGGAAGGUGAAAAGGCGACUCUUUGUCGCGGAUUUCGAGGGUGAAAGGCUAUGAAAAGGAGAAAAAAGGUCAAGGAUUGAAUUGGACCACUUUUUUUGGGUUAUUUUUUUAUGUAGGCUGAAAAACUCAGAAAGCAUUGAAUCCCAAUAUUCUGUUUGAACCGCUUUAAUUUUUUCGAAUACGCUCUCAGCGAUUUUCACGUCCUGAUUCGGAACCAGCGUGAAGAAACUGGAUCUCGCGAUCCUGGUUUCAUUUCAAAGUCUCAGUUUUAAACCCUAAAAAAAGGAAAGUUUAUUAGGAACGUUUUUGCUCGAUUUUUUGAUUUUUCUUGGCGAAGAACAAAAACAGGAAAUCGAAAACUCAAAAAACUAGAACUUCAAAGCUUGAAGGGGAAUCGAUUCCAACGACUCCGAUUUUAAUCUCAUCGAGAGUAUGAACUUCUCACGUUGCAUACGUAUGUCCACACACAACAACAAGAAGAAGAAGUUUGCUUUUGGGCCCAACACCCGGCGGACCGAACAAACUAGAGGGGUUCCCACCAAAACGAAAACGCCACACCUGUAACCUUGAGGAAUCGAGGUUAAAUCGAAAUGAGAAAUUUUAGUCGGAUUUGUGAGGCGGGUGUAGAAAAUACAGAAACGGCUCUUGGUGAUGAUUGUUUUGCGAAAUUUGAUCAGCUAAGUUGGUCUAGAGAAAACUACACCUCCGGAAAAAUAGUUUGCGCUUCAUUGAUAAUUAUUCAGUUUUGAGAUUAAGGCAAAAGGCGUUGAUAUUUGUAUGGGCAUUUAUUUUCACCCGCAAACGGCUAUGAAAGAAAAAAUAGGGUUUGUGAGCUCUGCUCAACAAUAAUUUGAAAAGUGAUAUUUUUAUUCCUUUUUUCCUAGUGAUUUCACGGGAGUUUGUUAAGAAAUCCCUGAAAAUCAUACAAAUCAACUAAAAAAAAGCAAGAUUUUUUUGCUAGGAAAUACUUCCAUAGGUUUUUUUAGAAAUAUGUCAAAAGUCUUUGAAGUUUUUUUCCAUUCUUCUCCAAAACCUGUUAGCUUGAAAACCGCUUACCCACCACAUUGUUUAGGUUUUAGGCCCAAAAACAAAGAUGAGAAUGUCGGCAAUCUUCAAAAAGCCCAGGGCCGCUACCAGAUGUCUCCUUCCUCCUCUUAUUCCUCCUUCAUUUCUUGCGUUUUUCCAUCCGCACAUUCGAGGGCGUUUCAAGGUGGUGCAGAUUGACCUUUGAGUGGCAUUGGCCGCGUGGAAAUGGGUCUUUUGCGGUUUUUGCCCAAGAAUUUUUGCUUUUCUCAUUUCACAUUUCGAUUUGCAUAGCUUCAUUUCACGGCGAAAUGAAAAGAAUACAUUUUCUCGCUGAGAAAAUGGAACUUUUUGGUUUAAGAAUCCUUGAGCAAAUGGUUGAGGUUUUUUAUAUUUUUUAAAAACGACAGGCUCCGGGACUUUAAUGGAAACUUUCACUUUAAGGGGCCCGGAAUCAAAAUCUCAAAAAGGCUGUCUUUUUUUUGUUUUUCAGCCGAUUUAUGGGAUCUCAAAGUUCCUAUGCUACUCAUUUAAUGGAAAAAUGAUGACUUUUCAUAACUUGGCUGGAAGGCAAAAGCUGGAAAAAGGCGUUUCAAAGUGGUGCAGAUUGAGCAGAAAAGGAGAAAAAGCUUUCCCGUGUUGGAAUCAGGGACAAAAUUUCCUUACUAUUAGAAGAAUAGUCGAACCGGUCAGGUUUUCUGUAGACCUUUCCCACAUCCUCUAUAAGCUUCAAAUUGCUUCCAAUAUUUCAUCAAACGCUAUAAUUCGCGUCGAAAACCAAAGUGAUGGAUCUGAAUUUGGUAGCCUACAUAAAUAAGCAGCUGCCUUGUGAGAAAUUGGAAAGCUGUGGCAUUUGAGGAAGGGAAUUACCAUUUAUUUAUUGGAACCCAAAAUGGAAAGAGUGGACAUGAUUGACAGGCUGUGGGGUGUGACAAGUGACCGUUUGCGCAACAGUGCACAUAUAUUGCGAUCCUUCUUGGCGAUUUGCCAACAAAAACGAUGGGAAGAAGGUGUGUCAGCAUUGGUUGACAUUCUCAGGUCACCGAUGUUGUGUCUUUUUGUUUUUGAGUGGCCUUUUUGGUUUGGAGCUAGGUUGAGAGUACUUUUUCUCGUCUUUUUGUUUUUUUAUAAGUAUGAAUCGAGGAGAAAACUUCUGAAUGAUGGAAAAAAAAUCCAUAGAGAAAACUUGCAGUUAGUACAAGAUUUUAAAAGUUUUUCCUUCAAAAUUUCAAGAUCAUGUUGUUACAAAAAUGCUGAGUUUGACGUAAAUUAACAUAUACAGAACUGCAAUAAGAAGCUGACACGUGUGAACAGACUGUCAUUUUUUGAAAACUCAGGCAACCAUCGGAGCUAAAAAAAAAAAGGACAACUUUUUGAUUCGUUUCAUAAAUCUGCUAUAACCAUCGACUUACUAAUUUUUCUAAGAUUAAAUUUCUCGGACUUUCUGAGCUUUUCUUGUGGCAAUUUAAGCGGCGUCAGCACUUUUAAGUGAUCAUUUCAUAUGCUCUGAAACUUUGGGACGCACCCGGUUUUUUUUUCCGAACUCCGAGCUGGUCAAAAAGGCCAAUUUAUCCACUAACAGUUGAUUCUCCAUUACCUUACUCAAAUUUCUAAAGAUUCCAUCAUCAAAACAACAAGAACAAUCACACAACCUAAUGGUAUUUGUUCCGUGGAAGGAGACCCCAAUACAUUAUAUAUUUGGCGUUGUUUGUUUGCGGGCGACAACACGGUUUCUUCUUCUUGUGUGUGGAGACAAGUGAGCUGAAAGUGGAUCUCCGAGGAGCGAGCCUAAGUCUUCUCCUCCCCUCAUGCUCGACAAAAGAACGUGUGCUCUCGGUGUGAAGAUGGUGAUGGUCCUGAGCCGAUCCAAUUCGAAUACAAUCGCAAUGGGAACACAAUGUCAAUACGUAGUUCUUCCUGCGGGGCGGAUUAUUCCAUUUUUAUUGUUUGUCCGUAAUAUUUGGCAUCGAGAGAAGCUUGUGGAGUUCGGAAAAAGUUUAUUUAAUUUUUUCCUCUGCUAAUAAAGUUUCCAAUAAAAAAAUCCCGGAUACCGGCAAUAAAAAAAUCCCGUCAGUCUUACUUCAUUUCUUGCGGUUUUCUGAAAAAUAUUUUUCCUUUUUGGUUUAAUUUUCUUCAUGUUUUCUUCUUUGGAGAUCGUAAAAUAACCAAAAAAUUACUUCAUUAGAAUUGAACUCGCCACUUUUUUUUCUGAAAAGCACACAUAUCACUAAACCAUAAUCCCUCAAAAACAUGAGAAAAAAAAAACCCAAAACUUUUUUCUUUUGCCGACGCGGCCUAUUAGAACGCCAAACGACAAGGAUUCGGCCAAUAAAGGCAAUGGACCAAAUGGCUUGGCCGUUAAAUGUGGGAGAACCUGAAGAAGAAGAAGAGCCAGGACAGUUGCAAAAAUCUGUCUUUUCGAAACUCAUUACGCGCCUGAACGCUUUGUACGACGCGCUAAGACUCCUGGGAGGCCAUCACAAUGGCAUUUUAAUUUCGAGCCGACUCAGCCUCGGUUGAUUUGAUGGGGAGAGAGUUUUCGUAAAGUUUUUGAUGGGCGUGGAAAUAAUUGAGAAAGAAAUUAUGGUGAAUCUUGAAGUGAUGAUUUUCAGGGAAGAGUUAGGUUUGAUGAUGAAUCUGUCAGGAAUUUUUAACUUUAAAAGCCACCUUAAAAAUUCCAAAAAUCUGGUAGAUACUGGAAUUGAGUGAAGAUGAAAGGUUAUGCUUUGAAAAACUUUUCCGAUAACUCUUAAAUGACACGAACUUCACAAAAGUCCCAAUUUUUGGUGUUCUAAACUAAUAUGACGCCGUUAGUCCUUAAUAUUACCCAUUUGAUGGCCGCAACUUGUUCGGAUCUGUAUGUUGUGUACGUUCAUAUCGGUGUGAAAUCUUCUUCUUUUUAAUUGAACGAGUUUGACUGGCGACUUCCGACAGGGAUAAUUAUUUGGAAAGGGAUGAAAGCUAAGGAAUUUAAAAAAAUCUUUGGGGAUGCUGCGAAUAAACUUUUUCAUCCUUCUUUCGGGUUCCGUACCAAAAUACGGUGGUUUUUGGCGUUGCGCAACACGGAGACGAUCCUAAAAUCUAGCCUAAAUACGAGGCAGAUUACGCACUCGAUGGUGGCCAUCGAGGGACGAGCUUCCGGAGACGAUUGCGCAACGUUCUCGCCGGCCGGGAUCCUCUUGUUCCGCGCAGAUCAAAGGAAUCCGGCCGCCUGAAUGCCUACAAACGAACAAGGCUAUCGGAAAGAUUGCGUUGAAGUUGAUUUGAUUGAGCCGAGCUUUUUUGCUGGGCAUGAUGAAGCACUUCAUCAGAACAACUCGUCCGAUCUUCGAAGACAUCAAGGGAACGUCUGCUUCAUAUAGAAGCUCUCCAAGUUUUUACAAGGCAGGUCAUUUUACUUUACGAUGGGGAUUUUAUUGAAAAUCGGUCAGAAAAUUCGUUGGGAUCAUGACAGAUAAAUAUCCUGAAAAUGUUUCUGGAAUAAGGCGUCAAAGUCCGUAGAAAUAGGCCAGAAUUACUUUGUUCAGGUUUAGAUUUCCAGUUUCUUCGACUAAAAAAAGUCUUUUUUUUGUCUGGAAAAUCAAGGUGUAUCAUGACCAGGAAGCUUUUGAUAGCAAAGUAAACCUACCUUCCUUGUAAGGCUUCCAAAGCACCUUACGGCUUGAAUCUACUAAACCUGGCCUUCAAAGAGGAUAUAUAAUUAUCCCUCUCGGAAGUCGCCGGUCAAACUCGUUCAAUUAAAAAGAAGAAGAUUUCACACCGAUAUGAACGUAUACAACAUACAGAUGCGAACAAGUUGCGGCCAUCAAAUGGGUAAUAAUAAGGACUAUCGGCGGCGCGACUCAUAAUUGGUUAACACACCUAAAAUGGGGACUUUUGUACAGUUUGAUGAAAGAAUUUGGGGUUUGAGUGGUUUCAAGAGCCUUCGGAAUUUAUAUUUUGUCUAUUGAAGUUUGGUGCCUCCUUUUCCUUAUUCUUCCUCAACUCGAAGCUUUUUCAACUUUCAAAAAGGUUUCUGCCAGUGAAAACAUACACGAGACACGUGCGACAAGUGUACGGGGAGAUGGAUUGUGUGAACUUUGGAGGAGAAGGAGAAAAUAUUUUUCUCCUGCCCGAUUGCUUACGUUUUGUGAGCGUAUGUGUGAUGGUCCGUUUACACACAACAUUUUCGGCUGGACAGUUGCCGUCAUUUGAAUUUAUUCGUUCGCAUUUUGACAAAUUAAUCUGCCUCCCGAGCGGCGUCUGCUCUGUUCUGUUGCAAAGCGACAACGAGAAGUACAUUUACAGGAUUUUUAGUGCCCGGGGAGAAGCUUAGAUUUUUCUGAUUGAAAUGAUAAGAGUGGAAUUUAGAAAGUUUUCUCAACUAGAGCUUUUGCUUUGGUGGAAUUUUAUUAUUCAGAAAGUUCAUUAGACUUUGUGGUUUGAACUUUUUGAAAAUUUGUCUCCAGAAGCAUUUUUUUUUUUCAUCUUCCAAUUGAAAAAGUCAAUAAUUUUUUUACAACAAGGCGCUUAUCAUAAGCAUUAUCAACCUGCAAAUUUAAUUUUCACUACGAAAUUUUUUUAAAAACGGCUCACUUUUUUUGAUCACUUUUUUUUCUUUAGAAAAAGACCGUUCAGGUUUGAAGAAAUUAUAAAAAGCUAUCUUUAGAAAUUUUUCAGAAUUUGUCUACAAAACUGAAGUUUUUAAACUUGAGACUUUCAGGCUCUUGAUAGGUACACCAUAGAAUAAUCUGGUCAACUUUCAAAAAAUAGCAGAGCUCAAAGUAUAAUGACCUUCCAUGUGGGAGAAAGAGAAAUUUUCGGAGAAAUUUCGAAAAAAAUCUUCAAAUUUGAGAACACGGACCUCUCUCAAGAUUGACAGCUCUGCUGGACAGACAAACCGUGAUUUUGACAAAAAGAGGCAGAUGCCGAUAUGCUAAUCAGAGACAGUUUGGUGCGACUCGACGAGAACCCAUUAAUCCACAACAAAGACAACAAACGGCCUUGGCUCUCCGGCCACCCACUGGCUCGUGCCAUAUUGCACAGUAGCCGAGGUGACCUCGGCCAUUUAUCAAAUCAAAAAGGAGAAGGAUGCCUUUGUCGUGUUUCAGGUGAAAAAGUGGUCAUUCAGGUAAAACCUGGGGUUUGAUUCAUUGCCAACUUGAGAAAUGUGUUUUCUACCGUCGAGAGGGUUUUCGGAGGUUGCUCAUUGAAGCCUUAAAACUUUUAAUUGGUCAAUUUAGGAUAGAAAACUGCUCUGAUUUUUUUUUGGUAAAAUCUGUCUGUAGGGCAAGUCUCAACUUUCAAAACUCUUUCUUCUCUGAUAAUGACAUUUUAAAGGUUGAGAAAGAUUAAAUGGAAAAACCUGGUUUCGCAGUCUCUUUGUAGCUUAACAAACCAACAAUAAAAAAAGUCUGAAUAGACACUUUCACUUGGAACGAACACGUUGGAUAAAAAUCUCGUUGUUUUCUCACCGAAAAGGGUUUUUUUGCGCCAGCUUUUGUCUUGUUUGAAUCGAAAAGAAAAAACGCACGUUUGAGUUUUUCUCUCUCUCUGAAUGAAAAAUUUAUUAAUGGAGGUGCUGUUACAUUUCUCAAAUUUUUUUCUUCAAAAAGUACAAAUUUUCGUGCGAUUUUGAGUAGACUCUUGUCGCAUUGAAAAAAUCUUGAAGAUGCUCUGUUUUCUGGCUCUUUGCCUCGAAUCAAAUCAAUUAGACUCUUUUUUUUGUUCUGAAACGGUUGAAGUUAACGCGAAGUCCAGUUUCAAAAUAAGUUCGUCCAAGUUCCAGGACGUUUUUAAAUGACCAAAUUAGCCGAAACCGUUCCUCCCUGGAACGCUUAUCCGAUCCAGGACCUCCGAAGUCCGUAGCCAAUCAGAAGCCGCUGAUUGCCUACGUUUGAAGAGUUUGUCCUCAAGAGGACGUGGACCAAUUCACCGUUAACCCACAUUUUUGCCGUCAUCUUCAACUGAACCCCGAGACACCCAUCAAAUACACAUCAUAAACUGUUUUCUUCUUCCUCUCGAGAUCGAGGCUACGGUCGGGUGCAGCAGCAGCAACAGAGAUCGGGACAGCCGACAAGAUUCUGAUCUUGAUCGCAAUAGGCAGUACAAAUCCUUCCGCGGUCGUUCUCUUUGCGUGUUUCGCGCCAUGGCGGCGACGCUCUUGAGAGGGGCUCUAAAAUAGAUAGUUUUUGAGAUUGAGUUUAAAGACUGGAGUAUUUAACACACGUUCUCUGAGAAAGUCGAUGAACUGCAGUGAAGCCUUGGUACAAGAAUUAAGGUUUCGUUUGGAGAGUUGAAAUUAUUAUCACAGUUACUAGUCAUAAUGUGGUAACUUUGAGGCCGGUUCUGUGAGGCUCCGCCCUUCGCUGGGUUACGGUAGGACUUUUAUUAAAAUUUUCUAACUUUUUUUCUAGUUGAAACAUUCGUUUUAAAGGUGCAUGACGAGUUUCAUGUAAGGUCUCGAAGCGAAGAGCCGUUUUCAGGGAUUUCGGCCAGACUGGAAAGUAAUUUUUUCUUCGGUAUUCAUCGAGUACAAUGUCUAUUAGAACGAUCAACACGAGAUGUGGUUAUAAUUGAAAUAAUCGAGUUGGCGGCAUUUCUUGACGGGGGGCUGAAGUGAGGGCGCGUUUUUGUUUGAACAAGUUAUGAGGACCCGCUGAGAACUUCCAAAAGUAGCCGCUAUCCUCCCCAAAGAUCUGGUUAUUCGAGGCGACGAUUGGACAAUACUUGUGCGCGGUCUCUCUCUGUGUGUAUAUGAUCCAACGGGGUUGUUCGUGGCAAUAUUUCGGUUUCAAUAAGAAAACAUGAGGUUAGGGGCUGCACUCAAAGAGGCAUGUGAUGAGAAAUUUCGGCAGGAAUUGAGAGAAAGUAUACAAGAACCGAAUUUGAAGAAAGCUUCGAGCUUCUUCUCAUAAGAGCAGAAAUUUGUGAAAAUCAGAAGUAAGCCGUUAUAAUUUCGAAGUUUAAUAAGGCGUGCGCUGUUUCGGAGAAGCUUCUACGCUCUGAUGACAAAAAUGAUCAAAUCGAAGGUUUCUUUUUGAGGAAAUCACUCAAGUUCACAUUCUGAGCCUUGCUAGAAUAGCAGUGGGGAAAACUAUGGAAAAAAUGACAAGGUUUUUGAUUUUCGAGUCGAAGGUUUCCAAAAGUUUCAGUUGGAGAAAUUCUCUAUAAUAUGAGCAAUAUCGAAGUUGUCUACAAACUUUUUGAACAGUUCAAAUUAGAGAGUUAAAAAAAUUGAUUUCAAAAAAAUCAGUUUUUGUAAAAAGUUCUGAAAAAAAUUAUUAGACCCUUUUUUUCAAAGUUUUUUUGCCUUUUCUUUCCGUAGAAACUGCAGGCUAUUUUCAAAAAAUUUUAGAUUUAUAACUUUAGGGAUCGCUUCAGAUCACUUUAGGACUAUUGUAACAGCGGAGCGCGAAAUCCUCUGAAAAUUAGGCUUUCAUCUUUCGUGCCGCCAUUAAUAUGUAGCUUCUGACAUUCGGUGUGGCCAUUGUUUUCCCUCGAGAAACGUUUGGUUUGUCAACCAUAAUUUCCGAACAUUGCCUCAUCAUGUUCUCUAAUCGAUCGGCCGAGACUCUGGCCGAAACGGAUUCCCAUGGGGUUGAAGCUUUGGACCAACUUUGGCAUCUUUGAUUCGAGGGCAUUUUAGGUGGAUUUUCGAGGGAUUUUCUAGAAGUUUGGGCUCGAAAAAGUUUGAAAUGAGUUUUAGGCCUGAAAUUCGGCCAGGGAAUAAGUAAAGCUCCUUUGAAAAUCACUUGAUUUCCAGUUAACUCAAAACUUUGAAAAAGGCUGACAGUAGCUCGGGUUGAGUUAUAGGGACCUCUUCUUCCUUGAAAUUCCGAAAAAAAAGUGAGCUCUUGUGGUCAAAUUAGAUAUGUCCUUUUUUUAGUUUUUUGGAUGCGGCUUAAAAAAAAUCAGGGAUUUUCAAAACUUAAAAUAUUAUUUAAGGACAAGAAAUCAGUCCUGAGACUUUUGUCUGUGAAAAUAGGUCAUUUAGGACUGCCUAAAUGCGCUCCAUUGAUGAAAGGGAACCUAAGCUUAUUUUUGCUGAAAUCUAAAGUCAAACUCGGCUUUUAAGGGGUGAACGAUGAAAAAUAAACAACUUUCACGAUUUGUCCCUGUCUAAGCUUUUCGAAAUUUUUUUCCGAGCUUGAGAUGGCUUUAAAUAGAUGGCAGGGUAAUCCAACUCGAGCCAUGCUUUUGAACCAUAAACUCGGCCAAUUACAAGUGAUUACCGACGAUUUGCCGGUUGGCAACUGGACAAAAAACGGUUUUUGUCGGAUGAAAAGCGGCGUUUCUGUGCGAAGAAGAGAGGGCAAGGCCGUCGUAUAAAUCGUUUUACGAUGCUCUGAUGCGUCUGCCUCCGUUCGUCUUUUUUCAACCCGGUUGACGCCGCCGCCGACGUUCGAAAUGGGUGUCAGGUCUCGACUCGACGACGAGGGCAAAUUAGACCUGUCUUUAACGGCUGUUACGCUUUUUUCCGUCCUUGUUAUUUUAUGCCUGGUAGCGUUGAAAUAACAUUUUGGCGGGGACCAGUGGAGUUUUUGGCUAGAAGAGGGCUUUUGGAUAAUUCGAUUGAGCUCGUAAUUUUAGAGAUUUAAAGGUUGGAUCCAAUGAAUUUAGAGCUUGAAAGAUAAGAGCUGCCUUGCAAGGCUGUAAUGGCUUUGGCUCUGAUGAUUCCUGCUGUAAUUUUGAAACUUGUACCCAAAUGUUCUGUCUUCAUGACACUGUAAAAGAAGGUGUCACCGAAAAAUUUAAGCAGGUUCAGUGUCUUCAAAUACGCUCCAAAGAUAAUCAAAGUCUGGAGAAUUCAAACAUUUUGAGAUUUUUUCCUUUUGGAGUUUUGCUUUGCUGAUAAAUUUGGGAUCUUUUUCGAGCUUUCUUCGAGGAGGGAACAAAGUGACCCCAAGCUUGAAUGGCAGGAAGAAGGUUGUUAGAAAGCUGUUUUAUGCUUUGAAAACGUGUCAUCGCGAUGAAAUUCUAAGGUUUUUAUGAUAAUUUUCAAGCUCGGCAUGGAUUUUUAAGAGUGGUUUUAAACUUUUUAUUAAAUUGAGGAGAAUUUUUUUCUAUCUCAAAAAGCCAUAAAUCUACCAUCUCUUCACAGCCUACCGUAGCCGUGACUAAAAGCCAUCAAUUCCGAAGCUUCCGGCGCAAAUCAGUGAUAGAACAUGGCCAGAACCAGGCCCAUAUAUCAAAUCGGUAUCAGCACUUCUCGCGCCGAUGUACAGUAAUUUACGGUCCUCAGAAAACCCAGAAACGGUCAUAAAUUAAGGCGAGAGGGCGCUUCGGCCUAAUCUAUCAAAAUGCAGGGCCAAAGUUGUUGCAGUUCUUCUUCUUUUCGCCUUUUGGGUUUUUGGCGCGUUGUAAAUCAUUUAGGUCGUUCCAUCGUUCGGACCUUGAAAGUUACAAAAUGCGCCGAUUUUUAUCGUUGGAGCGCGUCUGAACAGCUUGAAACAACUUCUGACUUCAAAAGAAACUUGAAAAAGAAAACCAUAAGAAAAAAGGCUCUCAGAGAUUUUUAACAUGGCGGUAUGUUUAUUUGGUCUCAAGAAAGUUCAGAAGAUAAUUUUCCUCGGAGAUGGAAUAAUACGAUUUUUGCGUCUCCUUGCAACAGUACAAAACGUUGAAAGCUUCUCAAAAAAUUCAAAUUCAUGAAAAAAUUUCCAACUUUAUGUUUGAUUAGGCCAUAUUUCAGUCGAAGUUGAUGCAUUAGAAAACAGAUCAAAAGAUCAAUUUUUCUAACUUGACGAAAUUUCCAAAAUUUCUCGUUUGCAGUUGGUUUCGGCGACCGAUUCGGCAGCAUCAACACGAAUUCUGAAGAAUCGGACCACUUCAAGCUGCUCGCCGCCGACGGCGACUCGUUGCUCGUCGGAGCAAGGUAGUUUUUUCAGAUUUAUUUACCUUCCACCGACUCAUUUCAUGCCGGAAUCGCACCCCAAAAACGAUAAAUGGAGUGGUUGGGAAACAUUUGUUUGCCUGUUUGAAUAUAUAUUGAAUAGCGAUUUUUUGCUCUCUUUCCCGCUAGCCGUUCCUCCAUUAUGUACUCCGUUUUUUUUGUUGUUUUUUGGCGAACCGGAGCUUUUUGAUACCUCUGCCAAGGAAUUUUCUUUCCUUUUUAUAUUUUAUUGAGGGGAUUGAGAGUUCCGAUGAUUUUUUAAUCUUCAAGUUAGGGAAUUUUUAGGUUUUGGGAAGCUUUUUUAGUGUUUCUUUGUGAGGGAAGACAGAAUUCUCUCAAUUUCCUAGAUCUUAUCAAAAGGAGAAAAGAACUAAAAAGGUCAAAAAGAUUUCUUUUUUUCGAGGAAAUUAUCCAUGUUUUUACUUUUUUUCUCACAUAUGUCAGUUAUUUUUGAGCCGUAGUUCGAUCAAAAAUUUAAAAAAAGAAGAUUUUUUUACGAAUCUUGAAAUAGUUAUCAGAACAAGAUUUAGACUUACAACGCAUAUUUUGAGAGAGUUGUACCAGUGACACUCCCAUAUUUGGCUGAGUGAUGUCAGUACAAAAGCGGGGAGGAUGAGUCGUCGUGUUGUUUCUGGUGGCUGGGAAAUCCGAGAUGCUGAGGUCGAAGCACUCGACCUCCGGCUCGUCACCCAAAGACUUUUCGAAAGCCGGGGGAUCUUGAGAGUUCAUAAAUAUUCACAAGAAAGCCAAAAAGAGCCGUUUUCCCCAGCAAGGAAGGUGAUUCUGAGUUAAAUUUGGGAGUUUUGGGAAAUGGCCAAAAAAAAUUCCCGAGGUGUAUUUUCUAGAAAAUAGAAAUUUUUGUCCCUUGAGACUUUCAAGACCUUUAUUCGAAGAAUGGAACAAUUCUGGUCAACUUUAAAAGAAAGUCUUGACCGCAAUUUAUGAUGGCCUAACAAGGAAUUUGAUUUUAGCUUGACUUCGGCAAACUCCAGAAAAUGGGCUGAACCCACUUUGAUAAAUCAAAAGGAAGACCUGAAGGUCUCAAUAUGCGGAAAAUCUUAAUUUUCGAGAAAGGACAUCUCGAAAUCGAAGAAAUUCGUCAAAAUCUGUUGAAACGGACCAUUUUGAGACUUGAGCCUUUAUUUCUUGGAAACGAGGAAGUUUGGCAAGUUGAGGCUUUCAAGACCAUUAUUUGAAUCGACAAAUACUCUCAACCGCAAAGUGAAAUGGCUCUAGAGAAUCCUCUUCCUUAUUUUCUUCUGGACAAACCUUCUUUUUUCCUUACUUUUCGCUCUGAUUCCUCCGGUUAGAGGAUCCCUAAAUCAUCCAAAUACCAUCGUUUACAUAACUAAUGUGUCCGGAGGAGCAGAUGUCCUGACGUGAAGACAAACUUUUCGCCAACGACGUCUGGCGACGAAUCAAAACAGUUUUUGAGUUACGGCCAGCCACUCUCAUUGGUUUAUGGCAGGAUGACAGGCGGAAAAUAGCUCAGUGGCUUAAAGUAGUUUCUGGAGUUUGAAAGGUCGCUGGCUCGGGUCCUGUCGAAGUUCUGCCAAAUUUGAGAAGUUUUUUCAUUCUUCCGAGAAGCUGGUACUGCCCCUUUUUUGAAAAAUUUUAGUCAAGGGGCUAAAAACUCACUUCUAUCUGAAAAUUUAUCGGCAUAACCUGCUUAGACCUCAUUUUUUUUUAGGAAAUGAAAAAAGGCUCAGUUUUCAGUCUCCAUUUUACCAAAAGCCGAAAACAAGGGAAAAUGGUUUUUUUCUGGACAAAAUAGAGAACAUUUUUUCACAUUCUUAAAGCUUUCAAGAGUUUAGUUUUCAAGCCUUCAUAAUUCCACUUCAUCCAGUUUCUGGUCGAAAAAAGAAAACGCUCAAAUCACAGCCUACAGUCAUUGGAAGGCCGGAACUGUACAACAGUUUUUUCUACUUCCAUUUUUUCACGCUGUCCUUUUAACUAUCCAUGUAAUUGGAUGGCUGGGCAGAAUGGGGAAGACGUGGCAUUUCCCACGACGACGACGACGACAGCGUGACUCAACCUGCCGCUUGGACAAACACGGCCAAAGUGGCGGUUUGAACGGCCCCACAAGAAGGAAAUGGCGGGUUUCAGCUUCCGGUUGAGAGUUGAGGAAACGGAUCUUACCAGGGCAACUUUUUUGAUCCUUGGAAGCUUCUCCCGGCUGUAAAAGGGUUUAACAAGGAGCGUUUUAUUCGAAUUUUGCAAGCUUCUUUGGGUUAGAGAGCUGAGAAAACGGACUUUAUUGGGGAUUUUUCCAAGUUUAGAAAAUUCUUGUGUUAGAAAGUUGAGGGAACAGAUCUUAGAAGAAAAGAAGGCACUUCUUAAUUGGCUUCUGCAUCUGCAGAUCAUAGCUCAUCUGAAAUCUCCAAUUUUCUUCGAGGAGAUUGACCAAACCGACUGGUUUCCAUCCAGGAAGCAUGUACAGAGAAUCACUUUAGGCCCCCUUAAUUAAUUGCUUUUGCGAAAUGAACCUUGGAACGGACGGAUUUGGGAUGAAGAAAUUGCCUCGGACUUUUGAGGUCGCCAAAGGAAAAUGAUCAAAGAUUAACUUUCGGACGCUUUAGUGGCCAUGUUUCAUUGCCCAAGAACACAAGAAAAAUAAUAAUUAAAAGGAAUUUCCACAAUUACUGCAUUUUUUGGUUUCCAAAAGAAAGGAGGAAUGUCAUGAAUUUUCUUAGUUUCCAAGGCCAUUUUUUUAUCCUUGUUCUCAUGUUCGAACCUUUUCGUUUUUUUUGGCCACGCCGGAAAACGCUUCUUGGAAACUUUUUUCUUGGUUCAGAAGGAAAAAAAGUUCCGACACGGAGCAUUUGAUGCGUCGGCCCGUUUUUUGCCAGUUUUUUCCCCGCUGGUCUGAAGAAAAAUCCACUUGGCGCCUCCUUGGUACAGAAUCUUCAAGGUCGAGAGAUGUUUUUGGUUUUGAGGGACUCUUUCACUUGAGAUAACGUUAAAAAUACUUAUUUUUUGCUCCAUUUUCGUCGUAAAUUAACAUAAAUCGAAUAAGUUUUCGAAAGUUUUCGGUAGCUCCUCCGACAUAUUGACGCCGUUCCGAACGACUUUUACGAGCUAUCCGGCCGUCUGUUGAGCCAAUAAAUCUUCACCAAAAUUACCAUGUUUGUGGUUUUUCUGAAAAAAAUUUAGCACCUUUUAUUGUUGCUCUAAUUGCCUUUUGGCAGGUGGCUUUGGGAUACCCUGUGAUUAGGGGAAAAAUAAGUUAUGUCAAUUUUUGAGAGACAUUGACUCGUUUUUGAGGUUUUACUGAAACUAGACCGUUUUAAACUGAAAAAAUGCAGUUUUUCACUACUUUUCUCACUUUCUUUGAAUUGAAAGCCUUGUGGUCAUACCAGAAACAAGAAACUGUUUGAGAAUCAUGAUCAUUUCAUUUUAAUAUGCUGCUGAGGUUUUUAAAGGAGCAUUGGAAGAACUAACCAAAAAUUUGCUUUUUUUUUAACCUAGCAAAAAUGUGAAAGAAUUGGAAAACCUCUCACUUCCCAUUAUGAAAUAUGUAUGUACAUGGCGACCCUCAUAAACAUUCCCCUGAAGGUCGAACUCUAAUGGAUUUAGCACCGGAAAACGUGGUCCCGUCCUUCCGCCGCCAAUGGUAAUUGGCGCCAACUUGUUGUUCAGUUAUUCGGAUGGGUUAUGGGUUUUAGAUGGAGUUAUGGAGUUUUAGGGAUUAAAUUUUGAUGGGAUGGGAAAGAAUUGCGAAAAGAGCUAAAAUUUUGAUACCGAAUCAAGGUAGCAAAAAUAAAAAUUCGUUAAAAAAAAAUGGAAAAAUUGGGAAAAAUUGGAAAAAUAAAAAAAUGUUCCGGCUCUGAAAAACUUUUAGAGUGUGGGGGCUAAAUUCUAUCACAAAGGAAUAUGGUAAAAAAUUGAAAAAAAAUAGGUUAAAAUUGAAAAAAAAUAGUUAGAAAAAAUUAUUUUUACAAAAAAAUAAAAAUUGAGUUGAUCUUCCAACGAAAAGUCGGUGCAAGUCAGAAAAAUUUGAAAAAUUAAACUUUUUUUGAUCGCUUUUUUUGUCAAGUCAUCAUUUUUUUCCUUUUUUUCCUUAGUAUUUCGUAUAGUUUCCAUUAAUUCCUACUUUCGGUGGAUUAUUUUUCGAACGAAUUUACGAACGAAUAUAAUUUAAGAAAAAAAAAAUAGAGCCCCGAAAUUGGUUUGAACUUUGGACAGAAACGGUUCGCCCCCGAUAAUCUCCCUAUAAUGAUCCCUUGGCCUUCCUUUCAUGACCCCUAUAAUGACAAUUUGUUGCAUCGGACUGUAAUCCUUUGAUUGCUCCACUGUUUCACCACCACUAGGGGGUCUUUUUUGUAAAGAGCAUUUUUUUAGAAGGAAAAGUCAAUAAAAUUUGAAAUUUUCAGAAACGCCGUCUACAACUUGUCGCUCGCCUCCCUCAGCGUUAAUCAUGUGAGAUUUGGGGAAAAUUGUUGAAAAGAACGAUUUUUUCCAGAGAAUCGAUUGGAAGCCGCCGGCGGAACACAUUGAAGAAUGCAUUAUGAAGGGAAAAUCCAAGGUAAUAUUGUACGGAAAUUUUGAGAAAAUUGAGAUUUUUGGAAGGGUUUGGUUUUAUUUUUUACGGUAUAAGGUCUUUGAAGAAGCAUCAAAAAAUAUUUUUUGAUCAUUUGAAUAAAUAAAGCUCCAGAGGAUCUUUAGUUGAAAAAACUGCCGAACUAUAAAUUUUUUGAGCUUUUUACUAGGGUUUUUGGUUCAUUUUGUCCAGAACUCUGAACGUUGGCGCCUCAAGGCUUGCCGAAUAUUUCUCUUGAAUAGAUAAUACUAAUUUUUUUUGAUCUGAAGGAGGAAAAAAACGUCGAUUUUCAGGCCGACUGCCAGAACUACAUCCGAGUGCUGGCCAGGAAGUCCGACGGCCAUGCGUUGGUCUGCGGAACUCAUGCGUUCUCGCCGAAAUGCCGCGAAUAUGCUUACAAUUCGCAAGACGGCAGCGUCAAAAAUACGCGACAAUUCGACGGGCAGGGCAUCUCGCCGUAUGAUCCGCGCGACAAUUCCACGGCUCUUUAUAUUCCCGAAUCGAAUGAGAUUUACACGGGGACCGUUACCGACUUUGCUGGGAACGAUGCGCUGAUUUACAGGUUUGUGUGCAAGAAAAUAGAAAAAAGUACGAGUUUAGCAUAAAAAUUGAUGGUAUUUCGUUAUUUCUUUUUUAAAGAUAUUGCGACAUACGCAAAACUGAUAUUUCGCAAAGAUUGGGUCUCAAAAGGCGACUCCGAACUUCCAACUUAUUUGGGCAUUUUUCGAAGAAAUUUUCGAACCGAUUGCGAUAUAAAGUUGUAGGUCCCGUUUUUCCUAACGUUCCAUAUUUACCAGUUCAAAAGCUCCAACAGAGUUUUGAACUCAUGAGGUUUUGAAGGGAAAAAAAUCUCAUGACUUUCCUGUUUCUUCCAUUGAUUAUAGUGGAUUUCUAAGCAUUCGACUAGGUUGGGAACUGUUGUAACCAAGCUUUAAAAUUUUUGUUUCAAUGAUAAAUUUGAAGCUUAAAAAAAUACUAUCAUUUUAUCAUUUUAUCCACGAAAAACCGAGAAAAGAAAGCAAUCUUUUUCAGAAAAAGCAUCGGAGAAGGUCAAGCAGGCCGUGGUAACGUUCGAACUCAAAGAGACGACGUCAGGGUUCUUGAUGGUGAAUAAAUAAUCAAUAAAUUGAACAAAAAUGAUGAUUUAGCACCGAAUUUCGUCGCCUCGUUCACUUACAAAGAGCACAUUUAUUUCUGGUUCCGAGAGCAGGCCGCGGAAGCUGUGGACAAUAAUGAAGAGCGAGUGGUAAGAGAGCUCUUUCUCAGAAUGUCCUUUAAAAAUUUCUUUUGGUACAUUUUAGGUCACAUUUAUCUCACAAAAAUGAGUUAAUUUAUUUUUGAUCGUUUUCGAGCCAGGGACUUCAGAUAACUCUUUUUAGGUCUAUAACGUUUUUUCCUUCAAAUUCCUAUUUUAAGCAAAUCAUGGUCCUGGAAACUUUCCUGAUUUCAAUAUCCAGGUGUACGCUCGGGUUUCGCGAGUUUGUAAAAACGACCGAGGUGGUGCGAGACCGGCAAACGAACGGUGGACCUCUUUCUUGAAAGCCCGAUUGAAUUGCUCCUUGUCUUCGGCUGCUCCCUUUUAUUUUAAUGAACUCAGUGAGUUUUAGAAUUUCUGCAAAGCUGAGAAUGAAUUUUGAGUUCUAAGGUUCCUCAAGGACUACUUGGAAAGGAAACUAAAGUGGCCACUAGAACCACCUUUAUAGAAUCCUCUAAAAUUCUAAGUGAUCUAGUAGUACCACGGAGACUUCUAAAGAGAUCACUAGCUUUUAAACACUUUAAAGGCUAUGUAUUUAACUACUUCAGUGGCCACAAAAAUUCAAACCCCUGAAGUGGUCACUAAAAAUGUUGGGCUUCCAUAUAUUUUUCUAAAGUUGAAUAUGAAUACCAAGUAAAAGACCAAAGAUCCUACGAUUCAUAUUCCAGAAGCCGUGUCGGAACCGAUUGCCGCCGGCGCCAACGAUCACACCGUCUACGCUGUUUUCUCGACGCCUUCCUCAGAACUUCAGAUGAGCGCCGUCUGCGCCUUCUCGAUGAAAAGAAUCCGCGACGAGUUCGAAUACGGCUCCUUCAAAUACCAACGAACUGUCCAAUCGCUCUGGCUUCCCUAUGGACGCAACGAGAUCCCGAAGCCGAGACCUGGUACCUGCGUACCUGACUCGACCAAGCUACCUGAGGCGACCAUUUCGUUCGUCCUGAGGAAUCCGCUCAUGCAUAAGGCGAUCGAGUCGAUCGGACCGCCCUUGCUGGUCGAAGGGGCCGAUAGAGCGGAUUUGACGCAGAUUGCAGUUUUGCCCAGGGUUUGUUUUUGAUUAUCUAAGUAAUCGAUUUAAAAAAAUAAAGAAAAAAAGUCAAUUAUUUUCUUUUUGUGAGAGGUAAGCAUGGAAGAGCGCUCAAAAAUUGAUUAUAAACGGUGUUUUUGAUUGAGGAGCUUUUUCGAAAAAGGUCUUUCAUAAAAAAGUUAUUCGCUCAAAGUUGAUUGAUAGAUUUUUUUAAAAAUGAAAAAUUUUUAAUUUAUUUUUUUGCUCAGAACCUUCAUAUUAAAAAAAUUAAAUUAUUCGGCAUGAGUAAUUUGAUCGUCACCAAAAGCCUCUCCUUAUAUAGUAUUUCAUGCCAUACGGCUCCUCAGCGCAAAUACAGAGCCAUAUGGUGGAAUGAUGAUGGGCGACACGUGUUUUGUGACAAUUCCAUUUGUAUUACCAGGGAUUUCCAAAAUCUUUGUUCCAAACUUUGGAACGGAACAUUUUUUCAACGGAAAAUAAAUGUUCGUUGGCCCGUCAAAGUUGCUCCGAAGAUGCAUUAUUUUUUAUUUUUGAAGUAUUUUCAUUGCGUUUCGGAAUGUUUUAUCUUGUCGCAUAAAAUCGCCAAUAUAUUUGUAUGAAAAACGAAGAAAUAAUAAGAAUCGUUUGAAAACCUUCAAUACCAUAAGAACGUUCAUAUUCCAGGUCGAUUCGGUGAGCGACCAACGCUACGACAUCGUCUUCCUCGGCACUUCCGACGGCCGAGUUCUAAAAGUCGUCGAAAUUGCUGGAAACGCCACUGUCAUCCAGGCGACCUCCGUUUUCAACAAAGGAACUCCGAUUGUAAGUCUCUUCCAGAGCUCGAAAAUUCCCAACAAUUUACUUUUGUAGGUGAAUCUCCUGACGACGCCGACCCAUCUCGUCAUCGUCUCCGCUGAUGAAAUCGCCUCUCUGGCUGUUCAGAACUGUGCCCAACAGAGCACUUGUUCGAGAUGUGUUCAGCUGCAGGAUCCGCAUUGCGCUUGGGACUCGAAUUCUCAUAGGUAAAGGCAAAAAAAAAAUAAAGAUCAAAAAAAAUUUAUUCCGUGGUAUUCGCAAUCAUUGAUAACUUUUCAAGACUCUGUUAACUUUUCUACUCUUUGACUGUUAUUGCGAACUUAAAAAUGACAAAUGAAAUUUAGGCCCAAAAAGCAAUGAUUUUUUCAAGUUUAUUUCAAUAUUUUCUUCUUACGAAUUGCGGGCCUAAGGAGCAACCUUUCAAUGGGAAUUUUUGAAAAAAAGGUUGAAAUAUUAAAAAAAUCAAUCUAUUGAAGGCAGAAAUCGAUUUCUAUUAGGAUUUAGAAACUGUUCUCCGUUAAAUCUGAAUAAAAAACCUACAUGAAUUUCGAACUUCAUAAUUUUUGGGAGUAUAGCUCGAUUUUUCUCAAGAAAUGUAAUUUCGAUAAACAAUAAAAUAAAACUUGAAACUGUCAAGAUUUUGCAGAUGCGUGCAUCGGGACUCGUGGAGCGGCGGUCAUUAUAUCCAGAACAUGGUUUUUGGUCAGUCGGAGCAAUGUCCUGAAGGAAUCGUGGUCAAUGAAGUCUUCGGAGACGAUGGUUCAUCUUUCGAAUGGAUCGAUAUAGACGAUAUUUGAUUUCAGAAGUUCAAUCUGAACGGAUUAUGACGAGUCGAGUCGGUCAAUACACGGCUCAGAUGCUUCUUUUGGCCGUCCUCCUUGCCGCCGUCAUUUCUGGCGUCGUCGGCGUUUUUGUGAGUUUGGAAAUCCCUUCAGUGAGACCUUGAAGACUUGGAUUGCUUCAUUUUUUUUUUUCGAGAACAAGAAGAGUUGAAAAAAAAGUAAUUUUUUGGAAGAAAAGGGAAAAGUGACUGGCUGAAUAUUGUAAUGAACAUCACUUCGGUAGUUGGCGUAUAUUUGAGGUUAAAAAUUCCUUUAUCAAUCGCUUUUUUGAAAUUCUCGUUCACAAAAAGAACCUUAAAACUUAUAUGGUCUCUGGGGUUCUAUAGGGUUCUUUUUAACUUUUUUUGAAUUAUUAUUCAAUGAGUUUGGUGAGACAAAGUUCAAAAAAAUUUCAUUUCUGCACUGGUUUACUCUCAUUUCUCGUAUUUCCAGAUCGGAUUCCGGUUCUCCCGCUGGUUGACCGCAUCAGAAGCGCAUCGGUCGGCGAGCUCGACCAGCGGCUCGGACUACGACAGUUUCGGGAGGGCGCGACUCACUCGGCACGACUCUCUGACGACGGCUUCGAAGAUCGACCACGCCUACAUCGGACAGCAGCCCAAGGCGGUUGGAUCAUCUCCGGCCCUCAAGACCAACAAGACGUUCCAGUUUCAGAGCAUGGACGCCACGUCGUUGGUGCUGUCGAUGAACCAGUCCGUUCAUCAACCCCACCAUCCGAUGUCGAUCAGCCAGCACGGCAGCGGCAUCAACACCCCUUCGAGGGACAAGAACGCCAUCUUGACCUCCAUCAAUCAGAAUACGCUCCCGAGGGACUAUAAAGUUAAAAAGGUGUACUUGUAG
Messenger RNA from Caenorhabditis auriculariae, 22918 nucleotides. NCBI's taxonomy places the organism in Eukaryota, Metazoa, Nematoda, Chromadorea, Rhabditida, Rhabditidae. The record is from the annotation of a GenBank genome assembly.